CAAACAUUGAUUUUGGUUAUUUAUUUCUGAGAUUGGUGCAAGGGUGUCGUGUCGAAGGUGCUGCUGCUGCGGUUUGGAAACGAAACUGACACCGACAGCCGACCCGCCAACCCCAUUGUUAUUGUUUACUGACUGCAUUGCAGACAGACAGACGACGAAGAAGUGUCACAUCAUUGUCUUCUCUUUCGUCUCUCUUUCCGCUGAUGAUUGUUGUGUGUUCACUUUUAGUAACAACAAAGUAACCUUGAGGUAUACCUCAUACUAUGUUAAACAUCGCUGAAUCAGAUGUGUUUAAAUGGUAUGAGAGUAUGAAGUCUUCCAACAAUUUCGAACGAUGGAUGGGUGAUCUUCCAGACUCUCUGAAAUGCAUCCCAAUCAAUCACCUGGCGAUUCCAGGGACUCACGAUUCAAUGAGUUGUGGUAUAUCAAGAUCAUCUGGGAUCUCACCAGAUUCUACAGCAGUGGUUAAGGCUUUAGGAAAACUCUUUGGACCUGUUGUGAGACCUUUUGUUUUCAAGUGGUGUGUUACACAGCAUAGAACAGCAGAAGAACAACUUCUAUCAGGAAUCAGGUACUUUGAUCUGAGAAUUGCGGUCCACAAGCCGAGUGGCACCUUACAGUUUGUUCAUGGGAUGUAUGCAGAAGAGAUAAUUCACCCAUUCAGUGUUAUAAAGAAUUUCUUAAGUAGCCAUGAGCAGGAGAUAGUGGUUCUUGACAUUCAACAUUUUUAUGAUUUUACUUCCAUUUAUCACAAACAGCUUCAGAACUUCCUGCUUGAUCACUUUGGAAACAUGUUGUGUCCUUUACCAAAAUGUGGGGAUGUUUCUAAUAUUUCUCUCAGAUGGAUGACGGAUAAUGGAUAUCAAGUAAUUCUCAUUUACCGUAGUCCAACAGAUAAUGAAGAUUUGCGACUGUGGCCAAGUAAAUUUUGGCCCACACCCUGGCCACAGACUACGUCUGUUCAAAACAUGAUUUCAUUCUUAAAACGAGGUCUUGCUCACCGCUCUUCUUUUACUGGGUAUGUCACUCAGUGUGUACUGACACCUACUCCCUGGUUUGUUGUGCAGCAUCCCCUUUCAAAUCUUCUCAAUAGAUGUGCUGCUCCUUGCAAUUAUGCCAUUAUUUCUUGGCUGGAACAGCAGCACCCUGGGGGAAAAGGUGUUAAUGUUGUAAUUACAGACUACUUUGACUUUGAUCCGUCCAAAUUUCCAUUUGUCAAAACAGUUGUAUUGUUGAACCGCAAGCUUGUUCACAACAAAACUAUCCAGGGGGGUAACGACAUAGAUUUCAUGUUUGUUGAUGCAUAUUCUCAACCUUAAGGUUGUAAAUUAAAUUUUAUUUUUUUAUUUUCCUCUAUUACUAGAUGUUUUUGAUGGAGGGCAAGGCUAGUCUCUUAAGGGGGCAAACUCUCGUCGGGGGUUCCUGGCACCCCUUCAGUCUCUUACAAAGAAUGCCUGUUUGGGAGUUUUUUUUAAAUUUUACUGUUUGACUAAUUUCCUUUAUAUUCAUUCAAAAUUACCUGUGAAAAGAAGAUACUCUCUUUUGCAUUCCUAGUAAUGAUCAUAAACAGUGUGAAUCUUUCACAAAUUUGAAGUUGUUUUAAAAAUAAAUUGUGGCAGAUAAAAAUUAUAAUUUUAAGCAGCUUUAUUUUAGACUUUUAUGAAAGAACUGAGUUUUUUGUUUUGCUUCUGUGUAACUUGUGUAUCUUACUGUUACUGUGUAACUUACAUUGUAUGUAGUUAUGCAGAACAUAUGUGAAGCAUAAAGGAAACUGUGAAUAUCAGUUUUACGUAAUCAUGUGUUUUGAUUACAUUUGAGUUCCUUUGCAUUCCUUAGUGAGUAGAGCUAGUCUCGCCAUUUAAUUUUGGCAAAGCUUUUUAUUUUUGGAACUGUUAUGGGUAAUGUUGACAUUACUCCUUAUAUAUUUACAUAUAUAUUUAUUUUAUGAUCUAGCCUUUGUUUAUCUUUGUUGUCUACUCAAGACAGGGGCUUUUAGGUAGUAGCCCACUCUCACCAAGCACCUUCAUUGUUGCACUAAAGUUAGCCCCUCCACAUGUGUUUUGUUGGGUCUUGGCGCCAUGGCUGUGAUUUAUCAUCAUAAAACUUAGGUUUUGAAAUAGUGCUCUCUAGCUCAUUUUUUUAAAAAUGUCUUCUGGUGAUGUAUACAUUUAUUUUCUUUCAUGAUCUCAGUGCAGUAUCAUAAAUAUUAUGGAUGAAGUGCCUUCACAUUUUGCCGUUGUAAUCAAUAUAAAUCUAUUUGUCAAUAGGA
Molecule: messenger RNA, 2269 nt
Organism: Frankliniella occidentalis (western flower thrips)
Lineage: Eukaryota; Metazoa; Arthropoda; Insecta; Thysanoptera; Thripidae
Product: PI-PLC X domain-containing protein 3
Exons: 5
Coding region: 264-1319 (351 amino acids)
Biological process (GO): lipid metabolic process
Molecular function (GO): phosphoric diester hydrolase activity
Source: RefSeq, a predicted model, not a curated record